UAUUUUCUUCCAAAUUAUAUUUAAUUUUCAAGUCAAUUCAUUUUCAAACAAGUUUGAAAAUAUUUCCCCACAUUUUUUAUCUAUUUUAAGAUGAGCAUGUUUGUCACCCCUAGUUUCCCCAAUGUUAACAAUUGCAAUUUGUUUUUCAAGUUCUGCUGCAUGAAGAAUAAAUCUGUAUCCAGAAAAAACAAAAAGUGAAGACCCCAAAACCAACAGAGCAUCAGAAGUAUUCACUAGAUUUUUAACCAAAUCCACACGUUCUCUUGGUACAUUGUCUCCAAAAAAUACAAUAUCUGGCUUCAAAAUUCCACUACAAUCAGGACAGUUUGGAACCACAAAUUGUUCAACAAAAUCCUGAAACACACCAAUGUUAAUUUUAAUACUUAGUGAUUACAGUUAUAGCAAGAACAAAACUACACAGUAUUCUACCUGUGGAAGAUCAACAUCACCAUCUGGUCUUACAGAUUGGGACACGAUGCUUAUUGAAGGAUUCAACUUAUUGAGAGUUUCUUGAAACAAGUGUCUGUGAACUUCGUAACGGCAAUGCAAACAAAUAACUCUGUACGCAGAACCAUGUAAUUCUACAACAUUUUUGCACCCAGCUUUUCGAUGCAAUUCGUCCACAUUUUGAGUUACAAUUGAGCUUAGUCUCAUUUCACUUUCUAACCUACGCAAAGCAAAAUGGGUGACGUUGGGCACAAUAGAAGAAAAUCGCGGCCAUCCAACAUAAUUUCUCGCCCAGUAGCGUUUUCGAAGUUGCGGACUUUUAACGAAGUCUUGAAAUUGAAUAGGCCUUGAGGUACUCCGAGCAUAUAAACCUACCCCUUCUGAACGAUAGUCCGGAAUACCGCUUUCAGUAGAAAUACCAGCUCCCGUCAGCACAAGAAUUUUGCUGUUUGAUGACAAGAAUAACUUCAUCAAUGUUAUGUCCUCAGAUGUCACUGGUUUAUGCUUUGGGACGAAUGAGAGAGAACUGAGAAAGAAAGUGUUACGGGAAGAGGAGUUUAAAAACAAGAGAGAUUUACAAUGUAAUCCAUGAGACUGCAUAGCUGUCCAACUUAAUUAAAACAAAUCAAUUGAAACAAUUACUAAAUAUUUUCAAUAAUUAAAUCAACCCCCUUCACCACAAAGAUUGAACACUUUUUAAAAGCACAGGUCUCGCACAUUGUCAUUCUGUCCACGUAGAGUUUGGGAACAUUAAAGAAAACGUACACUAUUAUAAAGAGUCUUAACAAAAACAAUACCACGACUGCAUUGAAUUCGUCUCGUAUGUUCUUCGAGGUUUCGAACUCCACCUCCUCCCAUGACUUCCAUCAGCUGAUGUUAUUUUAAACAUAUCUGUCACAGAACAACUGAAGAACAUAUACCGUGCCAAAAUAUCUAGAAUUAAAAUUAUAGUAAAGUAAAUCUUAUAAUUUAGAAAGUAAAGAAGUGAUUUUCAACUUAAAUAUCUAGGCAAGAAAUGAACGUUGAAUACUUUGUGCAUUGGCGCUCUUGAUUUCGUCAUUUAGAUCUCAGUCUGAUUCAUUAUUCCAUCAAUAUCAUUGUGAGUCGUUUUCCGUACGUGCGUUGUGGUACUGUGCAGGACUGUGAAAAACUUGCGUUAAAUCAGUUUUCUUUGGCGUCUUUCGAGCCAUUUCGACUUGUAUUUUGAAUUAUUUGUGAAUUGCGGUAACAAUGUACACAAAUUUCCCGGAACCAGACUAUCCCGCAGCCCUGGGCAUAAUAUCGCAUCUGAGUAGCGACGAAUUAAAAGAUAUACUGAACGAUGAAACAAAAUUUGAAGAAUUAAUGAAAGACAUAAAACAGUUUAAGGAUUUGGAAACUGAGAAGGAAAUGAUUAUAGCUAGUAACAGGUCCCUAGCAGAAUUCAACCUUGCCAAAGAACCUCAACUUCAAGAAGGCAAACAACGUUUGCAAGACUUGAGUGCAAAAGGGGAAGAGUUAUGUCAAAGUGUUGAGAGUAAAAUUGGAGAAUUGAAAAAAUUCUUAGAAGGUGAUUUAGAAAUUGAUGGAUUUUUAGAGCAAUUUUCUGCUAGAAGAAAAUUAAUGCAUUUACGGCGAGUGAAAGCUGACAAAAUGACAGAGCUACUAGCUGAAAGGAGUCGAUCUCCAAAUGUGCUGUCACGCAGUUCUACUUCCUCAUCACAAGUGUUGUCCCAUUUCAAUUCUCCUUCAUUUUAUCCGCUUCCUCCAGUUGCUGGUAGUGCUGGUGCAACUCCUUACCCUGUGGGUGGAAUUAAUAUGCCUAUGCCCAUGCCUGGCCCAUACAGAGCAAAUGUGUAUUGA
Messenger RNA from Gryllus bimaculatus (two-spotted cricket), 2289 nucleotides. The record is from the annotation of a GenBank genome assembly. Lineage: Eukaryota; Metazoa; Arthropoda; Insecta; Orthoptera; Gryllidae.